Molecule: messenger RNA, 1440 nt
Organism: Eremomyces bilateralis CBS 781.70
Lineage: Eukaryota; Fungi; Ascomycota; Dothideomycetes; Eremomycetales; Eremomycetaceae
Product: amine oxidase
Exons: 2
Coding region: 1-1440 (479 amino acids)
Molecular function (GO): oxidoreductase activity
Source: RefSeq, a predicted model, not a curated record
AUGGUUGCAGCCGCUGAAUCCGUCGACGUUCUAGUGGUGGGCGCCGGUUUGUCCGGUCUCCGAGCCGCCGUCGAUGUUCAUCGCGCUGGACUUUCGGUCGUCGUGCUCGAAGCACGGGACCGCGUCGGCGGCAAGACACUGAGCGUCGCCGCCUCGCAUCUAGGUGGGAAGGUCGACCUCGGGGCUGCCUGGAUCAACGACACCAACCAGAGUGAGAUGUACAAACUCGCUCGCGAAUUCGGCUUCGACCUCGUCGAACAACGCUCCUCCGGGUUCAAUCUGACCAAGGGAUUGGACGGAAACCUGGUUAAGUUUCCGUUUAACUCGUCGGGCCCGGCGUCACCGCAAGAUGAGGCUGCCCGGGAUGCCUUUUACGGAGCACUGGUGGAACACGUCUCUGUGGCGAAUCAUGAGAGUCCGCAUUUGUGCCCGGACGCACUGAAAUUGGACUCGAUGACCUUUGAAGAAUUCGCCAGGGCGGAAUCGAAGAGUGAGGUCGGUGUCAAUGUCGCAAAUAGGAUGUCAGCCGCGCUUCUCGGUGUGGAUGCCGAAGAAGUGAGUGCAUUAUUUAUGGUGGAUUAUAUCCAAAGUGGAACCGGUCUUGAAAAUAUGUCAUCGGAUCUGAAGGAUGGAGGACAGUACCUGCGGAACCGACAAGGGAACCAGGCAUUCUCUGCCCGCAUGGCAGCCAAGCUCCCUCAGAACUCCCUCCAGACAUCGACAGCUGUGUCCAAAAUCACGCAGUCGGGGUACAAUAUCUGUGAGGUUACAACAACCUCGGGAUCAACCUAUUACGCAAAAACCGUCAUCGUUUCGGUGCCCACCUGCGUUCUGCCCUCUAUCACAUUUGAUCCACCUCUACCACCGGCCCGGAUGUCUCUUUCUCAGAACACACAAUUGGGCUAUUACGCCAAGGCAAUUUUCAUCUUUGAUCGUCCCUGGUGGCGUGAAGCUGGUCUGAGUGGAAUCAUGGAGUCCGACGAAGGCCCGAUAAGCUUUUCACGAGACAGCUGUGUUGAGGCGGAUGGCCAGUAUAGCAUCACCUGCUUUAUCGUUGGCGAUCCUGGAAGGCGAUGGUCGAAAUGGUCUGCGGCCGAGCGCCGAAGACGAGUAGCGGAACAGUUCGAUGCCCACUUCGGGCAGGCCGCAAGGGAUGUAGGAGUGACGGUCCCGGCGGCGGUCAACAUUAUUGAAAAGGAAUGGAUCAAAGAUCCUUGGGCCUGUGGAGCGCCGUCCGCGGUGAUGAUGCCGGGCACCUUGACGGGAGAUGCAGGCAAAUCCAUUCGAGAGCCGUUGAGGAAUGUGCAUUUCGUCGGGACGGAGACAGCACUGGUAUGGAAAGGAUAUAUGGAGGGAGCUGUUCGAUCUGGCAUAAGGGGAGCACAAGAAGUAAUCCAGAAGCUGUCGAGUCGGACCCUGGAAAGGGCAAAGUUGUCCUAG